Lactuca saligna is the source of this 414-nucleotide messenger RNA. The record is from the annotation of a GenBank genome assembly. NCBI's taxonomy places the organism in Eukaryota, Viridiplantae, Streptophyta, Magnoliopsida, Asterales, Asteraceae.
AUGGCGCACUCCUCAAUCCUCAACAUCAAGGAAAAUCAAAACAUGAUUCUCGAUCUUGAUCCAGCAAAAUAUGACAGAUUCCUUCAAUUGAUCGUCGAAUGUUUGAGGUAUUUACCACUGGUUAUCGCUCUCACCAAGUUAGAGAUUGUUCCCUUAGUUCAUCUGUCAAAAUCUUAUUCAACUACAAGCCAUCAAAAGGGUAACGGGUUCAUUGCUUUUGAGAUAUUUAAUAAGAAAACCCAAAUUAUGUAUUCGAGGUUCUGCAACCUCCUAGGGCUUCCACACGGUUGUGACGUGUUUCACCCUGAGAGCAUCUCUAACUCAGCAAUUCUGGAGAUGUUCUACCAGAUGUGCUACAAGGGAACAUUGACUAUAGUUUCUAAGAUAAUUAAGCCCAACUUGCUGCCAAUGUAG